UUCUCUCCUCCACCGAGUUCUGAGAUUGUUAGCUUUUGCUUUGUUCUUCCAGCGUUUCCUCCCUUGUGUUGAUAUGCCUUGAUGACCUUGCUUCUGUUUUUACUUUGAACGCAUUUUACACAUACCCUACAUACAUUCCAUCCAUAUUGUCAAUACCUCUCUGAGACAUCUUGACAAUCCAUUCACGAAGACAUCAUGCCGUCCCCAGACAAGGACGCCCCCCGUGACCGGGAAUUGGUCCGGCAUACAAUGACAUAUUCUGAGCCGAAAGUUCCAAUGUGGGACAGUUCGGAUCCCGAGCGUGCGCCUCCGCCGCUACCAAUGAAUCCUCGGUCGAUGAGCCCAAUGAGCCCUGCAACGAGGUCCAAUGUUUCCCCAAACAUUCAAGCAGUGGCCGCAAAAUUUACAGAGAGACCCAGCGAACAUGCACCUAGCUCUUACACAACGAAUCCCAUGCCACUCAAGUCUUCCUCUCCAGAGAGGUCGCUGGUCAAAGGUCAGCACCACAAGCGCAUGCAGUCACUACAGCCUGAAGAUACCCGACAAGAUGCGCGCAGCGACUUUUUGAAUUACCUUGAGAACAGGUCCCCAGAGCGCCCUCUUCGUGCGACGAUUAUUGAGGCGGCCAAGCCGCGCGACCCUACCAAGUCUAUCGGUUCGCCAGCGCUCCGUCAAGACGCGGAUCGGGAGAUGAACUAUUCCGUAUCGAGUCGCUACUUAUCCAAGCCAAUAUUGGGAGAAAGUACUCCGCCGUCAGCUACAAUGUUAGCCCUGCAAAACAUGCAGCUACCUUUAGAACCUGACCCUCCAUCACCUUCCAAACCGCCAAAAUUGAUUGCUGCGCCCGUUGAGCCGCAACCUCAUCCCACGAAGAAUACGAGCAUGGAUUCCCUCUCAAUUCAAAUCCACAGUCUCACGGACAUUGCGAGCAGCUUGCAGCGUGAGAUGAUGAAUCUGAGCCGACGCAGCAAAGACAAUGCCACCGACCUGGUUAGCCUCAAGGCGGCAACCAACGCACGCGAUGAAGACAUUCGCAAGAGCCUCAAGGAUCUGUCUUCUCAUCUUACGACCAAGUAUCUGGACACUGAUGCUACAAGGUUUGAUUUCAGCAAUCUUUUCAAGGGUGGUGAUGGGCCUAACCCCAAGGAUCCGGAUAGUCCCGUUUCGAAGAGGAGCUACUCCGUGCCUCGCAUGCCCAGCCCCAAUCCAUUCGCGUUUGAUCGAGACUCUUGCGUCUCCCCUGCCCCGAUUUCCGACGGCUCCGCAGCGCUCGCUUUGCUCGAAAAGGUAUUGCGUGAGAUGGCAACUAAGGAAGGUGAGGAAAGACUCUUGGAGCUUGUUGAAGAAAUCAAAUCUCGACCCGCAGGUACCGCUUCGGAUAAAGACGCCGACAACAAGGUCACUGUCAUGCUGGAAGAGAUCCUCAACCUCGUCAAAGAGGAUCCCGCGAGCAAAGCCCUCGUUCGGUCUUAUGGCAUGCCCGCCAAUAUUGAUAAUAACGAAUCCGUGAAUGCCUCCCAUGAGCCGACACGAUCUGGGUCAAUGGGAUCCAUGGAUCCUGAAACUGUACGUGCAUUAGAUCUUUCCAACUCUGACAAGGGAGAUGGUUCUUCACCCGAUUCCGAUGAAGUUUUGGCAAUUCUUAGAAGUGUCAAGAAUAGCGUCGUUGAGGGAGGUGGAAUGACCAACGGUGUAAAGUCCUUGGUGCGCGAACUACGAGGUGAGGUGCUGGGCAUGGGUCGAGAACUCGGCCGGCGAUUAGACGAGAUCGAGAAUUCCCGUGCCAAUGAUGAGCAUGAGGAGCGGCCCAGAGCUGCCGGCCCAGAAGAAAUCUCCGCCAUCGUCAACCGCAGCCUGGAUGACCUCAAAGAGCAGCUGGCUGCUACUAUCAAUGAGAGUCGGCAGCAAUCGUCCGACUUGUCCGAGUUCCGGUCAACCAUGAACAGUGCCGCAAUCUACUCUGUUGUGAAAAAAGCUCUUGACGAGCUUGAAUUUCCUCAGCCUCAAGCCGAGUCGCGAGGUGCCGAAAUGGACAGAGAAGAUAUCCUCGAGACUGUUCGUGAAGCUUGGGAGACCUACAAGCCCGAAAUCGAGUUCAACAACUUUGGCUUGGAGCGGGACGAGAUCCUCACAUGCCUUGAAGAAGGGCUCAAGUCUUACCAGCCCCAGCACGAACAGGCAGUCACCUACGACCAGGUACUCGCAGCCGUCGAGGACGGCAUGCAGAAAUUCAUUCCUCCUCAAAUCGAACAUGAGCCAAGCAUAUCUCGGGACGAGAUUAUCUUGACCAUCCGCGAAUGUUUGGAGAAGCAGCCCGAACCUGCCUCCAGAUCCCUUGACGAUGAACACGUCGGCCACCUGCACUCAAUGCGUGACGAGAUUCUCGACGCUGUUUCAAAGGCCAUGGCCAGUCAUAACGAAGGUUCAAGGUCUCUGGGCGAGGAAGAAGUCAAUCACCUCUAUUCGAUCCGUGAUGAAAUUCUCGAUGCGGUCACUGGGACGAUGGCAGCCAACAAUACGCAACCCAAGUCUUUGGACGAGGAACACAUCAACCACCUCUACUCUGUUCGCGAUGAGAUCAUUGAAGCCGUCACUGGGGCAGUGACAAGCCAUGCCGCAGGUUCCAAAUCUGUGGACGAAGACCACGCCAGUCAUCUGACUUCCCUCCGCGACGACAUCCUUCAAGCAGUUGCUGGAGCGAUGGAGAAGAACAGUACAGGCUCAAAGGAGGUGGACGAAGAUCAUGUCCAGCACAUGUACUCCAUUCGUGAUGAGAUUCUGGAAGCGAUUACUGGAAGGAUGGCAAUCACCAGCACAGGGCCUAAGACUUUGGAUGAGGAACACGUCAAUCACCUUUACUCUAUCCGCGACGAAAUCAUUGAAGCUGUCACGGGAACAAUGGCAACCCACAGCACUUCCAGGUCUUUGGAUGAGGACAACGUUGGCCAACUAAAUUCUAUCCGGGACGAGAUCCUCGGCGCAUUGGCCGGAUCCAUGGCACAAAGCACACUGAGCAAAGAUUCAUACGACUCUGGUCUUGGCCGUGAUGAGAUUGUCAGUGCUGUCUCCGAUGGUCUCGAAGCCCACUUCACUGCAGCCAAAGAGAUGGAUGAGCCACGGAUUUCCCGCCAUGAUGUUAUGAAUGCUGUUAAUGAGGCAUUUGAUGCUCAACAUUCAGCUCUUGCUAUUGCUCACACGAACAUCUCUCGCGAUGAAAUCUUGCAUGCCAUUGCUGAGGGAAUUGAAAGUUCAAUGAACGCGCAGCAGUCAGCCCUCAGUACCAACAUUCAGCAGACCGUCUCUCGCGAGGAGAUUUUCAGCGCCAUCGUAGACGCUAUCGAGCACUCGCAGACUUCCCUGGGCAAUAAUGGGGAACCUAGUAUUUCUCGAGACGAGAUCCUCGGUGCCAUUUUGGAGGGCAUGCAGGACUCAUCAAACCGCCAAGAGCCCAAUAUCUCCAGAGAUGAGAUCUUGAACGCCAUUGCUGACGGAAUUGAGAACUCAAAUAACUCUUCUUCACGUGCUCUCACAUCGCCUGAGCAAGAGGCUCAGGAUCAGCACUCCUCUCUCUCUCGGGAGGAGAUUUUCAAUGCAAUUGUCGAGGGCAUUGAGCACUCACAUGCUUCGCUCGGCAUAAAUGGCCAGCCUAGUGUUUCCAAGGAGGAUAUCAUGAAUGCUAUUGCUGAGGGUAUUGAAGCUUCGACAAGCAGCCAGCGGUCAGCGCUCAUCACCACCGUCCAAGAGCCGUCCAUUUCACGCGAGGAGAUCCUGACUGCCAUUGCAGAAGGAAUUCAAAGUGGUAACUCGAUCACCCGGGAGAUUGAGCUGAAUCAGGACGACCUAAUGGAGGCAAUCACCUCCGGUCUCAAUGAGGCCAUCAGUACCGCGAAUACGAAUGUUGGCGGGGAGAUGACGGAACGCCUCCAGACUUUAUUCGAAGGCAUGAAAGAGGAAUUCAAGCAGUACUCUGCCGCCGGUGGAAGAGACACCGAGCAAGUCCUCGACGCAAUUAAGGAUGGCCUUGAUAUCGUUCGCAAGGAGAUUGAAACUUAUGUGAUUACCGCUGCCGAUCUUUCCGGCAAGGACGAAGUAAUUGACACGGUCAAAGAAGGCUUCCGACUCCUUCAAGCCGAUAUGGAGAAGACUAUUACGGAUACUUCUCUUUUGAAUGCGUCACGAGGAAUUCCUGAUACACCUGAGCUUCUAGAUGCCAUGGAAAAAGAAUUCGAGCAUUUAAGGGGAACAAUCACCACUCUUCUUCUCCGUAAUAAUGCCACCGAAGACAAAGAUGAGAUCUUGGAUGCUAUUCGAGAGGCUGCUGAUCGCCACAAGAAUGACUCAGGCGAUGACGUUGUCAACACCAUCAAGAAUGAAUUCGAGAGUCUUCGCGAGCGUAUGGAGAUGAGUGUGGUCCGUGCAGAGCCUGGUUCUGAGAAAGACGAAAUCAUUUCGGCACUUCGUGAGCAUUUCGAUAUACUGCGUGAAGAGACCUCGCGUAGAGAUAGUACCGAAAACGAUGUUGUCAACACCAUCAAGAAUGAAUUCGAGAGUCUUCGCGAGCGUAUGGAGAUGAGUGUGGUUCGUGCAGAGCCUGGUUCUGAGAAAGACGAAAUCAUUUCGGCACUCCGUGAGCAUUUCGACAUACUGCGUGAAGAGACCUCGCGUAGAGAUGGUACCGAAAACGAUGUUGUCAACACCGUCAAGAAUGAAUUCGAGAGUCUUCGCGAGCGUAUGGAGAUGAGUGUGGUUCGUGCCGAGCCUGGUGCUGAGAAAGACGAAAUCAUUUCCGUACUCCGUGAGCAUUUCGACAUACUGCGUGAAGAAACCUCGCGUAGAGAUGGUAACGAAAGCACGUUGUCUGCGACAAAUGAGCUCCUCGAUGCAUUCACAAAUGGUGUUGACUCGAUCCGUGAGGACCUGAAGAAAUUACUGGAGAAGCCAACUGAGUUCGACAGCUCCGAGAUUCUGGACACCAUCAAAGAUGGUCUUGUGGACUUGAAGCUUGAAAUGGAUUCCCUCCGCGAAUCUAGCAAAGAACUGGAUGACGCCAGUACAGCCCGCGGCGGUGAACUCAUGCUGGCAAACGAGCCUAGCAUCGGACCUGACAUUGACGGUCUGAAAGUGCUCAUAACUCAGCUUCAUGACAAGGUCGAGGCCAUUGAAACUACCCCUCGUGUUGCAGAGCCUGACGAGGAUUCCCUCAAGCGCUCACACCUUGAUGAAGUCCUUCUUGCACUUCACGAAGUCCAGCUCGCCAUGGGUGAGAUGAGUGCUCAACAAAGUGCCGAGAACGACAGCCCCGCUCGAAAGGAAGACACUGAGAUUCUCGAGCAGCUACUCUUGAGUACUAAGACCCAGAUCGAUGAGCUUGUCUUCCCUUCCCCGGACCAGGUUGCCACUCCUGAGCAUAUUGGCGCCCUAGAGACCAUGAUCCGAGAGGCCAAGGAUUCGAUUGCCGAGUUUUCUAGUCGUGUUGAAGCCGAGGCUCCCACAAAGUCGGAGAUUGGCACUUUGGAGGGUCUCAUCAGAGAUGUCUGGGUUGUCCUAGAUGAGAUGAAGAGCAAAACCAAGGACGGCGAGGAAGAAGAAGAUUCAGAGAAAAUACUCAAAUCCGAUCUGCAAACGGUCGAAGCCAUGAUCUUCGAGGUCAAGACUCAAGUCGACGAGCUUAAACUUCCUGAUGUGGACACUCUCCCCACCAAGACGGAGAUCCAGGAGCUAUCGACACUUGUCUGCGAUUUCCGAGAGCAGAUGGAGAGCAAUAACGAAUUGACCGCCAAAGGUUUCGAUGCCCGCAAGGUCGAGCACGGCGGUCUUGCUGAGAAAAUCGACGAAGCCAAGUUUGUAGUCGGCGAGCUUGGGGACGAACUCAAGAGCAAGCUAGACGGCAGCACCGAAGGCCUGGCCGAGCUUAAACAGCUCCUUGAAGGACUAGCAAUCACCGCAGAGAGCUUCACCACAGUCGACAAUAUCAAGGAGCUCACCGAUCUUAUCAACCGAGAGUUUGAACGUUCUAGGGGCGAGGAAGAUGCAGUCAAGGUCGAAAAGGAGGAGCGUGAUGCCGCUACAAUGGUCAAACACGAUGAGACGCGGGCCGCCAUUAUUGUCGAGCUUGGGACGAAGAUUGACGAAAAAAUUUCAGAAGUCCUGGCUAAGUAUGAAGAUGCGCACACGUCCCUCCACUCGAAAUUCUCAGAAACCGAAGAGAGAGAUCUGGCACACACCGAAUCUUUGACAAGUACAAGAAGCCUUGCUGAGGACAUCAAGCUUGUCAUCGGUGCUAUGGGUGAUAGUGUUAAUGAGACCUGUGAGCGUCUAAGUGUGGACACGAAGACUCUCAUGGAACAAGUCGAUCAGUCCCGCCAGAAAAUGGAGAACUUGCACAACGAUGUGAGAUCGCACCAGGAGCAAUCUCAAGCCGAAAACGAAAGGGCCGCGGCUGCCACUGAUAGAGUGGAGAGCAAGCUCCUUGAAUUCCACCCUCGUAUUCUGGAAUCUGUACAGGAGAUAUUGACAAUCGUCAGCCAGCACUACGAUCACUCCCAGAAGUCAGCUGAGGACUUCAAGUCGGAACUGUCGGCAUUGCCUUCGAAUAUCCCAGCAAUGCUACCUGCGCUGCCUCCCCCUGAAGCAGACCGUACACUCGCCAUAGAGGAUACUCCGCUACACAGCAAGAUCGACGAUCUUUUGGAACAUGUCAAGAAUAACAAGGUCCACGAGGUUUUGAGCACUCUCCUUGAUCACUCAAAGAAUGAUCAACUACACGAGAAGCUUGAUCGUGCUCUAGACCAAGGUUCAGGCUCGAACGAUCAAAUAUAUGAGAAGCUCAAUGAACUUCUUGAUCGCGCGACCAACGGGAGUGGUCCUGUUCAUGAGAAACUGGACGCAUUGCUCAGCCGUCCUAUAAAUCCGCCGGAGUCCGAUCAUUCUGUCACCCAGAUGGCAAAGCUGGAUGAGAUGCACAGGGAUAUCAUGGAAAACUCCCGGAGAAUGAAUGAGAUGUUCGCUGCCCAGUCAGUGCUUGUCGCCGAGGAUACGGAGCGAAAGCGACGCGAAGCUGAGGAGGCUGCGGUCGCCCUUGAACGAAGAGUUUCACAGCGUGAGCAAGUGGAAGCGGAGCUUGUUGGUCUGCAUGAAGAAAAGGAUUCUAUGCUGAAUAUGAUUCAUCGUCUAAGAGCAGAAAAGGAGGACAUGAUCAAGCAAAACAACAAGCUCAGCAAGGAUCUGUCCGGCCUUGAAACGGCCCUAGAGAUACGUCACGAAGAGAUGCGACAGAUGGAGGACCGUGCUGAUGGCCUCGAGAAACGCAUUCUGGAGGGUGUGCUCGACCAUGCUCGUACCGUCCUCCUCGGGCGAUCCAACAGCUCGCAGGCCAUGAACCUGAAGAGGAACCGCAGCACUCGGAGCACCCGUUCCUCGCGCACAGGCGCCCGCAGUCCCAGUGUAGCAAGCACUGCCAGCACUGCAAAAGAACCCAAGGACAGUCGCACUCUGCUUGGCAACGGUGUCGGGAUGGCUUUGAAAAGAAUGCCGACCUCACUCCAUGCUGGCACAGUCGCUGUGCUACCCAACAUCGGAAAGGAACGUCGGAUUCUUAGCUUAAGUCACGUCACAGGCAACCGCGGUGUGGACCGACAGGUGAGCGCUAAAUCUGGCAUCACCAACUUGAAGCGCAGCCACUCCGUCAAAUCGAACUCUCUUCGCAAGACUUCUUGGGCUGGCCCAACUUCUGUUGCCGACAAAGAGAACGAGCCAUUCCACGAAGAGGACGAACUUGCAAGCGGAGCGGAAGAUGGUGGUCAGCAGCGCAAGACUAGUUAUGCGGAGAGUAACACACAUACCGACCGUCGAACGAGCUAUGCAGCAAGCAAUGCAGGCACGGAGCGCAAGACAAGCUACUCUGGCAGCAUCGUUGACAGUGUAGUUACAGAUGCCACGGAUCAGCGUCGUGUUAGCGGAGUGAGCUGCACAAACUCGUACAGUGUGGCGGAGAGCUCAAUCGCUGAGCACGACCACGAGGACCAUCAUGAUGAUAUUUCUAUCGAUGACUCAGAGUCAGAAGACGACGCGCAGACAGCACGGGAUGAUGGAGAGCAUUCUGAGCACCAGGACGAGGAUGAGGGUCAUGAAGUGUCCCGCCAGAUUAGGGAGGCCAACGAAGCCGCAGAAGCCGAAGUCCUUAAGCUGCUGGCUCCCUCUAGCGACAGUGGAGUUGGCACUGAUGUUGCAGUUUGA
Penicillium hordei is the source of this 8235-nucleotide messenger RNA. RefSeq lists its product as uncharacterized. The coding region runs from base 196 to 8235 and encodes 2679 amino acids. The record is from RefSeq and is a predicted model, not a curated record. NCBI's taxonomy places the organism in Eukaryota, Fungi, Ascomycota, Eurotiomycetes, Eurotiales, Aspergillaceae. The transcript has 2 exons.